Messenger RNA from Aspergillus ibericus CBS 121593, 1371 nucleotides. RefSeq names its product glycoside hydrolase family 18 protein. NCBI's taxonomy places the organism in Eukaryota, Fungi, Ascomycota, Eurotiomycetes, Eurotiales, Aspergillaceae. Gene Ontology annotation, biological process: carbohydrate metabolic process; chitin catabolic process. The record is from RefSeq and is a predicted model, not a curated record. Gene Ontology annotation, molecular function: chitinase activity; chitin binding. Gene Ontology annotation, cellular component: extracellular region. The coding region runs from base 202 to 1305 and encodes 367 amino acids. The transcript is spliced from 4 exons.
AAAAAAAAAAAAGAAAGACACCGUCAAUUCGCAUCGCCAAAACCAGGCACUUCCACACGUGACGCUGGCCAGGUUGGGGCUGUCCAUCUUUCUUCGCAUCGCGAUCUUAAGCUUAUUUUUGUAUUUUGACCUUGCAUCCUGGUCUCCUCCGAGUCAAUCCCUUUCGCCUGGGUUCUACAGUUCUCGUCCCCUCCCGCGGCCAUGUUAUCCGGCACGUCCAUCUUCCCGCACUGGCGGCGCAAAGCAGCCGAGCGCUCCAGCAACAGCUCCUACGAAGUGCCUUUCUUCCUCAACGCAGCUUACUAUCCCAAUUGGAGGAUCUACCGGAAGCAACCCCCGUCAGCCCUCCGAUUGGGCUUCAUCUCUCAUAUCUUCUACGCGUUUGCUUGGGUCAAAGAAGAUGGCACCGUCUAUCUCAGUGACGAAUGGGCCGACACCAAGAUGCCCGUCGACGGCACCAACGGCUGCCUGCGGGCGUUUGCACAGCUUAAACCACAGUACUCGAAGAUGAAGCUCAUCCUCUCUGUCGGGGGAGGGGGCAAAGGCAGCGAGAACUUUGCCCUGGUGGCCCGCAGUCAGGCCCGCACCGAGACGUUUGUUCGCAGUGCCAGAGCGCUGGUGGAUCAGUUUGGUCUGGACGGCAUCGACGUGGACUGGGAAUACCCCUCCGACCCACAAGAAGGCUCGGAUUAUAUCCGUCUCCUGGCGCGACUGCGCGAGGCCCUCCCAACCCCGCGUUAUGUGUUGGCCUCCUGUCUGCCCGCCGGCCCGUGGGCCCUCCGUAACAUCGAUCUCGCCAAGGCGCAGCUCUAUCUCGAUCUGAUCAAUCUCAUGGCGUAUGACUUUUCCGGGCCCUGGGAGAGUCAGACGGGUCAUCAGGCCCAGCUCUUCAGCAAGCACCCCUCCGCCACUUCGUGCCAAAAUGCCGUAUCGUAUGUGUUGAGCCAGGGAGUCGAUCCCAAGAAGCUUCUCUUGGGCGUUCCCGCCUAUGGCCGCUCAUUCUUGGGUAGCAAUGGAGUCGGACAGCGGUACGUAGGCUGUGGCGGCGAGGACGGCGUCUUCGAUUAUAGCGAGCUGCCGCGACCGGGGGCCAAGGAGCAUCACGAUAGCAGCGUGGGCGCGGCGUACUGUGUGGGUGGGGAUGGCGGGUUUGUCACGUAUGAUACCCCUCAGACGGUGCAGCAGAAGGCGAAAUUCGUCACGAAGAUGAAACUGGGCGGGCUAUUCUAUUGGCAUAUCGGAGGCGAUGCGCGGGGCCCGCGAAGUCUGAUCGAAACGGGGUAUAACACUUUGCAUGAUAUGUAGCGGCUGCUGUUGUUGCUGCUUCAGCAUUAGGAUGGGAAAAAGCAAAAAAAAAAAAAAAGAAGGAAA